AUGGCGCCCGGUUGCCGAUCGCCUUUGGCGCUACGGCUUGCUGCCGUGUGCGUGGUGACGACUUUAGGCUCCUGGAUUAGCACUUCUUUCGUCGUAGGUCACCCGCCAGCGCCCAACUGCCGCAACUGCCGCUCCGUGGCCCGAGGGGCAGAGGGCGAGGUGGCCUUGGAGGCGCCCCCUAGUGACGCGGAGAUCUCUCAGGAGACCAGUUUGGACCCUCGCCCGGUGCGAAAGUUCCGCCCCAAGCGUGAGAUCCGAGGGACCUUGUGCUAUGCCCGAAGGGAGUUGAACGAAGAGGCGGAACGGCUGCGGCCCUUCAUCGAGCCCUUGCUCUACGAGAAGCGUCUCUCCCUGAAGGAGAUCACCUUUGUCUUGAACCGAAUGGGACAAAAGCUUCGACCCUUGCUGUACAAGCCUCGCGUCGGCUUACCGGUCUUCACCGAGCAUAAGGUCAGACGUUUGAUGCGCCGAGCAAAAAACUCGCGAGGGAUACGAAUCAAUCGCUAUGUGCGGCCGCAGAAACUUCCAGCCAACGCUCCUGGUGCUCCAUAUCCUAAGCCUAUGAAGGACGUGUAUGCCGAAGUGCCGUCGGAGACCCAGGGCCACUGA
Molecule: messenger RNA, 609 nt
Organism: Cladocopium goreaui
Lineage: Eukaryota; Dinophyceae; Suessiales; Symbiodiniaceae
Source: the annotation of a GenBank genome assembly